AUGGCGCCGAAAAAGCGCAAGUCGGGCGCUGGUGGCGCUGUUGACACGCUGUCUGGGAAGAAGGCGAAACCCGUUGCAGACCAUGACCCGGCACAGUGGCAGUACAUCCACCAGGACUGGGAGAGCGCGUCGGGAAUCGCAAGAGCCUUUUCCAUAGGGCCGAAGGAGAGCAAGGCCGUGCGAGAGUUGGUUGUUGGUGUCCCUGACCUCAUUCGGAACCGAUUGGAGGCUGCAGUGAAAGUUUCGCUUUUUCUGGACAGAGUCAUCAACGACCACGAUCAAGCAGCGCCGGGCGUGAAGAAGGCCCUCACAUACAAAGAGGCAGUCAAGGUUCACCAGAGCUGCGGCGGUUUCCUCUUUUUCUUGCAAAGGUUCAAGCAGCUGUGCCCCGAGAAGGAUUACACUAAGUUUUCUGACUCACUCAGAUCACAGUUCAUGAGUGGGUUCCUGGACGCCGACUUGAUCACCACGUUGGAGGAACAGGUCCCAAAUGCAGCAGAGGUUUCAGAAGUCAAGGCUUUCAGGCCUCUUAUUUUGCAGAUCGAACGGGGCCGCACUGACGAGAAGGAAGCGGCCGCGCAGGCGUUGGCCAGAGAUGUUGCCAAGGCGACCCUUGCAGAGAUCCAGGGAAUGUUUGCAAGGGACAUGGAGAUCCUGAAGCUGAAGCUCCCUGGCAAAGCAGACCAGGCAGCUGAGACUGCGCGUGAUGUGAAGAAGGGCCGCCAAUUUGCAGAAGAGUUCAUGAAGGCCAAGUGUUGCUUGGUGCCCGUUGACGACGAUAUGCAAACCAUUGGGACCAGUGAGUUCCUGAAGUUCAUGGAGCCUAUGUACGUUGUCGCUUGCCUUGAUGUGACUGUCUUUCCCGCGAGCGCUGAAAGGGUCAAGGCAGCCUACAACAUCCUUGGCGCGGUGUGCGCAAUGAGCAGUUCACAUUGUGGCUGGGUCUUGAUGCCGGUCUUCCAGACACAAACAGCCGAGACCGCCUUGAUGAAACACCGUCGCUCCAUCGAGGAUGGUUUGAUGAAAUCCUCUAUCAACUUGACCAAUGAGGUGGCAAUUCUGUUUGAGAAACCAGAAGGUGUUCGGGAUGGCCGGCCAAUGUCGCAACCUGCUCGCGUUGCCAUUCACACCAACUACGUGCAGACUUCACCGUUCCUGGAGAGCGACGCUGUCCAGACAGCCCGUUGUGGACCGUGCCAGCUGAUCAAGAUUUCCGACUUCAUCGGCUUCGAUCCAGAUUCAAGGCAAGCAGAAUUCGGCCGAGCUUGCUUGCAGACCUUCCUGGAGGAAUCCUCAACUCCUGUACACUACUUGGGGCUGGUGCGUGAGAAGAAUCACGCUGAGCUACGUUCAGCUUUCGAGAGUGAGAUCUAUAAGUAUUGGGACAACCAUGGAACUUUGUCUCCGCCCAAAACCCGACCUCCGACAACGACGAGAACCGUUGACACUGAAAGCUUGGGCCUUGAGAUGAUUGCCAUGGACAACAGCACUCCGGUGUUUCCCCUUGAAGUCGUUUUGAGCAGGUUCCGCAGUAGUGGGGCUGCAGAGCAGGAGGAAGUGAAGAAGAUGCAGGCAAGGUUCCACGAGGUCUACCCACCUCCCCAGCCUACUGGGCCUGGAACAAACCAGAGGCCAGCUUCCACCACAAUCCGCGCUUCGGGGCAAUGUGACUUCAGCAUCGACGACGGGAGGCAGCCCCUCGACGUGUCGAGGAUGCUGGAUCUGCUUUGCGUGCCUGUUGGUGAAGUUCCAGCGGCGAGGCUUGGCGCUAGUUUGGGCAAAGGUGGCAAACCCACUGUGGUGAUUGACACCUCGCACCACAUUUGGCUGCUCAACUCUUCGGACCAAGCAAUGCAAGUGACUGCUGGUGAGCUGUCUGGCUUCGGCACGGGUCAGUUUUCGGUCACUGUCGAUUGCGAGGAGGUGCUACCUGGUGGGCUUCCAUGGGUCCUCAAGAGUGAUUUGGACCUGAUUGCGCAUGACAAAUCGCCGACUGCGUUGUGUGUCUUUUUGCGCAAGCUGGCGGUUGAGGGAGGCUUGGCCGACAUCGACGUCGAGUACCAUAUCCUCGUCCCCAAAGUUCUGAGCGCCAAAGAGGAGUGGGAUGUGACCCGGCUUGGCUCCAAGAAGACGUGUGUUUUCAAGCCGAGCCCGCUUGAUGGUGAGCCUGCAAGUCGCGACAAUCUCCGAAGGGCAGUCCUGGGAGCUGUUUUCCACGGUGAUUACCAGAAAGUCCCGCGUGGCAACAAACGGGUUGCAUUGACUUGGGAGGUGGAGUACUCAUCAUCGCCGCCGAAGCUUUUACCAGUCAAGCCCAAGGUCUAUUUGCUUGCAGCUCUGAGCAUUCCGGCUGGCUCAGCUGUGGAUUUGUGGGAGGCCAGGCCUGUUUUUGAUUGCAGGGAAUCGGAAGCACACUUUCCGAUCGCGCCGCUCUAUUUGUCAGGAGCCGGUGAUCGCGCUGAUGAGGAUAAGGAUGCAGCUGCCGCAGCAGCAGCAGCAGCUGGCUCGUCUACCGGGCCGAAGAAGAGGCCGAGCGCAAAGUUGAGCGAGGAUGACAGCUAUUCUCACUUGGAGGACUUGGCAGUGGAGAAGUUGAAGGCCGGCGAGCCCUUGGACGUUGUAAAGGCCAUGACGAAUUCCAUGAAGCAGGCAAUUUUUGAGAAGCGCCGAUCGGAGACAGGGCAGGCAGCAGCCGCCAAUUCUGGCGAGGCUGUUGGUGGUGCGGACGGUGAAGCUGCCGCCAGUGGUGAAGCGGCAGCCGCCGAUGCUGAAGCGGCAGCUGGACCUGGAGCGGAUGAUGAAGACCCCGAUCAUUUUGACGAGGCGAUGGAGGAAGAAGACCGAGAGGAUGAUGCGGCGGUGAGCGCCGAUGGCCGGUUGAUCGAAGAAGCUGCCGAAAACGUAGAUUGA
Durusdinium trenchii is the source of this 2910-nucleotide messenger RNA. Lineage: Eukaryota; Dinophyceae; Suessiales; Symbiodiniaceae. The record is from the annotation of a GenBank genome assembly.